UGUUUGAAUAUGGAGCUUUUCCUCCGGAAGCUAACUAUUUGUUCCUUGGUGAUUAUGUGGAUCGUGGGAAACAGUCACUGGAAACAAUAUGUCUGCUACUAGCCUACAAAAUCAAAUAUCCAGAAAAUUUCUUCCUUUUGCGAGGGAACCAUGAGUGCGCCUCUAUCAAUCGUAUUUACGGCUUCUAUGACGAAUGUCUUUCUCCUGAUUUACAGACAAUGGAACAGAUAAGGCGCAUUAUGCGGCCAACCGACGUACCUGAACAAGGUCUCCUGUGUGAUCUUCUAUGGUCCGAUCCAGAUAAGGAUGUAUCCGGUUGGGGCGAGAACGACCGUGGUGUCAGUUUUACGUUUGGUCCCGACGUGGUGGCUAAGUUCCUACACAAACACGAUUUGGAUUUAAUCUGUCGAGCACAUCAAGUUGUUGAAGAUGGCUACGAGUUCUUCGCAAAACGCCAACUAGUAACCUUGUUUUCUGCUCCAAACUACUGUGGUGAAUUUGAUAACGCUGGAGCCAUGAUGUCUGUAGAUGAUACAUUAUUGUGUUCGUUCCAGGUGAGUAAAGAUACUUGGAUUAAUUCGAUGUGCCCAGUGGAUAGCGUUCUUUAA
Messenger RNA from Echinostoma caproni, 608 nucleotides. The record is from the annotation of a GenBank genome assembly. NCBI's taxonomy places the organism in Eukaryota, Metazoa, Platyhelminthes, Trematoda, Plagiorchiida, Echinostomatidae.